UUGGCAAAUGCUCUUCUUUCCUUGUCUCCCCAGGAGAUGUUUGGCUACAAGACCCAAGGUGUCCGGAGGGCCCUUUGCAUUGCUGGAUACCUCUUCUCCUGCGGAGGCCUUCUGCUCCUCUUCUACUGGAAGCCGGAGUGGGACGUCUGGGCCAACUGUGCGCCAUGCAGUCUGGAGGAGGCAGACGUGGUCCUGCUCAGAACCACAGAUGAAUUCCACGUCUACACGCGGAAGAAGGUCUCCUGGGUCUCCCUCUCUGCCCUCGGCCACUUCACCCCGGACCAUCCUGCCUUUGCCGAAGACGGCUCCCUCCUGAGCAAAGUCAUCAUGAAGCCAGAGCUAAAAGUGCGCUGCCUCCGCGUCCAGAAGGUUUGCCACGCUUGGGACACGUCUGCAAAGCGGUUCCUGAAGGUCGGGGCCCUCGAGGAAGGCCUCACCUGCACAGAGGUCCAUGCCAAGUUUGGAGCCGGGCUGAACAGGGAGGAGCAAGACCUAAGGAGGACCAUCUGUGGACCCAACACCAUCGACGUGGAGAUCACUCCUAUUUGGAAGCUGCUCUUCAAAGAGGUCCUGAACCCCUUCUACGUCUUCCAGCUCUUCAGCGUCUGCCUUUGGCUCUCGGAGGACUACAUUGAGUACUCGGUGGCCAUCAUCCUCAUGUCCCUCCUCUCCAUUUCCCUCACUGUCUAUGACCUUCGGAAGCAAUCGGUGAAGCUGCAUCGUCUGGUGGAAUCCCAUAACAGCGUCCGAGUCAGAGUUUGCGGCAAAGAGACAGGCGUCCAGGAGCUGGAGUCGCGGUGCUUGGUGCCCGGGGACCUGCUGGUGUUGGGAGGUGGCCGGAGCCUCUUGCCCUGCGACGCCAUCCUCACCAGCGGUCAGUGCACCGUCAACGAAGGCAUGCUGACCGGCGAAAGCAUCCCGGUGACCAAGACGGCCUUGCCCCUUGACCCCAAGGACCCCCGGCCGUGGCCAGAGAGCUGCGCGGAGGACCAGAGGCGGCACCUGCUCUUCUGUGGGACGGAGCUCAUCCAGGCCAAGGGGGUCGGGAAGGGCCCCGCCAGGGCCGUCGUCCUGAGGACCGGUUUCAACACAGCCAAGGGAGACCUGGUGCGGUCCAUCCUCUACCCGAAGCCCCUCAACUUCCGCCUCUACAGAGACGCCCUCCGCUUCCUCAUGUGCCUCAUCGGGGUGGCGGCCAUUGGCAUGGUCUAUGCCGUCUGCGUCUUCGUCCUCAGCGGGGAGGAGGCUGGCGAGGUGGUCAAGAAGGCCCUGGAUGUCAUCACCAUCGCGGUGCCCCCUGCCCUCCCGGCCGCCUUGACCACCGGCAUCAUUUACGCCCAGCGGCGUCUCAAGAAGAGAGGCAUCUUCUGCAUCAGCCCCCAGAGGAUCAACGUCUGCGGGCAGAUCAACCUCUUCUGCUUUGACAAAACCGGCACGCUGACCGAGGAUGGGCUGGACCUCUGGGGGGCUGUCCUGGCCGAAGGGAAGAGCUUCCGGAGCGCCCACCGCUUCUCCUCCUCCGCCUCUCCGCUGCCGUGGGGCCCGGCCUUUGCCACCAUGGCCACCUGCCAUUCCUUGGUGGUCCUGGACGGGAAGAUCCAAGGGGACCCCUUGGACCUCAAGAUGUUCCAGGCCACUCAAUGGGAAAUAGAAGAUUCCAGCAGCAAUGAUGGGGAUGAUGGCGAAUUUGCACAGGUGUUGGUGGUCAGACCCAGAGCCAAGGCUGAACAGGUAAGCUCAGGCAUCUGUCUCAAACUCAGUGUUGUGGUUCAGUCUGAUGAUGAAGGGGGAUUUGGGUUUAUGCAGGCUGCCCAUGGAAAUGUUGAUGAGAGAAAUGUUGAAGUCUCUGCAUUGUUAAAGAGGCCACAGACUAGCACUGAAGCAGAAGCCUGUGAUAAGGGAUUUGGGGGUGGCCUUGACGCAUUGGAGUCCACCCCUUCUCCUGCACCAAUGCCGCCCCCCUCUCUGUCUGCACUGACCCGCUGGACCUCCGGCCGGUGCCCAGCUCCUCCGCCUCUCUGCCCCCAGGUUGUUCCCGGCGGGGGAGGCCUGGCCGUCUUACGCCAAUUCCCCUUCUCUUCAGCCCUGCAGCGGAUGUCGGUCGUGGUGCGGGAGCCCGGCGGCCGGAGCCACGUCUUCAUGAAGGGGGCACCCGAGAAGGUGGCCCUCUUCUGCCGGCCGGAGACAGUGCCUCCCAGUUUCACCAGUGAACUCCAGCUCCACACCUCUCGGGGCUUCAGGGUCAUUGGACUGGCACACAAGAGCCUCCCGGAAGGAAUGGGAACAGAUUCCCUGAACAGGGAAGAGGUCGAGUCCGACCUGACCUUCCUGGGCCUCCUGGUCCUGGAGAACCGGCUGAAGGGCGAGACCAGGCCUGUCCUGGAGGAGCUCAGGGACGCCCGUCUCCGCACCGUCAUGGUCACAGGGGACAACAUCCAGACGGCCAUCACGGUCGCCAAGGACGCUGGGAUGAUCCCACAGGGGAGCCAGGCUGUCCUUGUUGAGGCAGAUGCUUCGGAUGGUCAGCCGUCCAUCACCUGGAGCCCUUUGGGGGAGAGCAAAGCGGACGCCUUCGGAGGAGCAGAGGAGAGUUGCGCGAAGGUUGGAGGAAGCCAGUACCAUUUCUGCCUGAGCGGGAGGAGCUACGAGGCCAUCGGUCAGCACUUCGGCCACCUGCUUCCGGGGAUCCUCUUGAAUGGAACGGUCUUUGCCCGGAUGUCUCCUGCCCAGAAAGCAAAGCUGGUGCAAGACUUCCAGAAGCUGGACUACUUUGUGGGGAUGUGCGGAGACGGGGCCAAUGACUGCGGAGCGCUGAAGGUGGCCCAUGCGGGGAUCUCUCUCUCGGAGCAGGAGGCCUCCGUGGCUUCACCCUUCACCUCCCAAAUCCCCAACAUCCAGUGCGUCCCGGAGCUGGUCAGGCAAGGCCGGGCUGCUCUGGUUACCUCCUUCUGCAUGUUCAAGUACAUGGCCCUCUACAGCAUCAUCCAGUACAUUGGGGUCCUCCUGCUCUAUUGGCAAACCAACUCCUUUGGGAACUACCAGUUUCUGUUCCAAGACCUGGCCAUCAACACCCUCAUCGGAUUGACAAUGAGCCUGAACGGAGCGCACCCGAAACUGGUCCCCUUCCGGCCCCCUGCCCGGCUGACCUCCCCUCCGCUGCUGCUCUCCGUGGUGCUGAACCUGCUCUUCAGCCUGGCCACCCAGGUCUGUGGCUUCGUCCUGGUCCAGCGGCAGCCCUGGUACCACAAGGAAGACUUCCUCAGGGCUUGUGCUCCAAGCAACAGCAGCUCCCUGGAGCCCCCCUCUGUGGCCAGCCUCACUUUGGGGGUCAGCAGCCUGCCCCCCACAACGGAGGCCCCCCCAGCGAUGGUGCAGGAGGAGGACUACCGGAGUUACGAAAACACCUCGGUCUGGCUGCUCAGCACCAUCAGCUGCCUCAUGGUGGCUGUGGUCUUCUCCAAGGGGAAUCCCUUCCGGAAGCCCAUCUACCAGAACUAUCUCUUUGUCCUGGUGCUGGUGGUCCAGCUGGUCGUCUGCCUCUUCCUCCUCUUUGCCAACAUUGAGGGUCUCUACAUCCGAAUGGAACUCGUUUGCACCCCGAUGCUCUGGAGGGUCUCCCUGCUCAUCAUGCUCUUGGUCAACUUUGGCGUCUCCUUUGUGGUCGAGGAAGUCAUAAUCGAGAACAGAGCUCUAUGGAGGCUGCUGAAGAGGGCCUUUGGCUACCAGUCCUCCAGCCAGUAUAAGAAGCUGCAGAGGAGCCUGAACAGCGACCCGUCAUGGCCUCCCCUGAACAAAACGGACUUCUCUGGAGCUACAGCAAUCCACAUGGACAUGCCGGGUGCCACCUAUAUCAACCCAGGCUUUGAGAGCCAUGGGGAGCCGGCCUGUAGCCUACAUCUAUGACACAUGGUGGCCUUGGCUUGGUCACCAGGCCUGGACAGACCUGAUUGUUGGACGAUCACUAUGAGGCCAUUUUGAGGUGGUGGGAUAGCUUCUAUUUUGUGAAGUAGAGCCCGUCUUGGAAAGGCCGCCUGUUGAGCUGCCAUGCAGUGGUUUGUGGCAACAGUCCAAAGGCAGGACCGGAGAACCUAGGGUGAUGGUGGUGGUUGGUGUGCCAAAAAGAGCCAUUGAACAUGCAAUAUUUUGAGGGGAAAUGGGCAGGACAUGGAGGAACCUCCCAGAAGUGGCCGAGUGAAUUUCGGAGAAUGCCAGAGAUGGACGAAGGUAGGAUUCCCCUUGACACCUGGCCCAUCACACCUCGGACUGUUGACCCAAAAUGGAAGUUCUGCUCUCCAGAGUUUCAGGAGGACUCCUUCCCAGUUUUGAGCCAGUAUCAUGGUUAGCUCCAAUGGUGAGGACGAGUAUCUGGGAGGGUCAACAGAAGAGAUGGAGGCCCAGCAGUCUCCCAGGGCUAGCUUAGACACUGCUGCAGUCCAGCCUUCAGCACUCUGUGCAAGUGGCUGUUAGGAAUUGUGGGAGUUGAAGUCCAAAACACCUGGAGGGCUGAAGUUUGCCCAUGCCUGAUAGAUAUCAUAUCAUCAAAGAGCAAAAGUGUCACUCUCUCAGAUAUCCAAAUGGACAGUUUUGGAUUAGGAGCAUUUCAUAUUUCUAGAUAAGCGAUGCUCAACCUGGAGCAAUGCCAUUGAGACCCUUUUCUAUUUGUUUUUCAAACGAAAUGUUUCUUCUGCUUUACGAUGGAAGGACCAAGUUUUUUCACUUGGGAGAAAUAAUAAUAAACACUAUGAUUCUCAGGA
This is a messenger RNA of Anolis carolinensis (green anole), 4754 nucleotides long. Its product is annotated as probable cation-transporting ATPase 13A4. NCBI's taxonomy places the organism in Eukaryota, Metazoa, Chordata, Lepidosauria, Squamata, Anolidae. The record is from RefSeq and is a predicted model, not a curated record. Gene Ontology annotation, molecular function: ATP hydrolysis activity; ATPase-coupled monoatomic cation transmembrane transporter activity; ATP binding. Gene Ontology annotation, cellular component: endoplasmic reticulum membrane; late endosome membrane. Gene Ontology annotation, biological process: intracellular calcium ion homeostasis; polyamine transmembrane transport. Bases 37 to 3903 code for a protein of 1288 amino acids. The transcript has 29 exons.